AUGCAUCUGGGCAUUCUUUCGGAGUUAACUCAACUGGACCUUCGCGAGCUCUCAGCAAUAGCAAGUGCAACGCAACCUCAAGAGACAGGCUUAUCUGAGACCAAGAAAAGAAAUACCAUCAUACAUCAAGAGAUGAUGUCAAACUUCAUCGAAACUUCGAGUGGAAAACUCUUCAAGGACCUCAAAGCAAAAGAUCAUGUUAGAAAACUUCAAAGGGACUAA
Botrytis byssoidea is the source of this 222-nucleotide messenger RNA. RefSeq lists its product as uncharacterized. The transcript has a single exon. The record is from RefSeq and is a predicted model, not a curated record. Lineage: Eukaryota; Fungi; Ascomycota; Leotiomycetes; Helotiales; Sclerotiniaceae. The coding region runs from base 1 to 222 and encodes 73 amino acids.